Messenger RNA from Biomphalaria glabrata, 3112 nucleotides. RefSeq lists its product as uncharacterized. The transcript has 13 exons. Lineage: Eukaryota; Metazoa; Mollusca; Gastropoda; Planorbidae. The coding region runs from base 218 to 2518 and encodes 766 amino acids. Gene Ontology annotation, molecular function: oxidoreductase activity. The record is from RefSeq and is a predicted model, not a curated record.
UUCCUCUUUGUUUUUUGUAUAAAAGUCGCCAUUGCCAUUGAAUAUCUCGGGAGGUGUAAAAUGAACGUCUAGAGUUUUUAAAGGAAUUAACAUCGUAACUGAUAAUAUCUAAACAAGAGUCAAUUAAUUCGUCCCUUCAUUUGUCAAGAAACAAAGACCGGUUGUCCCCCAAGCGUAAACAUUGCCCAAACCCUAAGCAUUGCCCCAAACCCUAAGCAUGAAGACCUAUCUCCUAUUAUUAUCCUGCCUAGCACUGUCUGUGAUAGACUCCAGGAUCUGGAAUAUUUCCAUCCCCGCCCACCUGCAGCACUGCUACAACCGAGUACAGCUGACACGCGUUGAUACCUAUGUAGGAAGUACUUACAGUUGGAUGUGUGAAAACACCAUGAAGAAAUCGGAAACUCCCGAAGGAAUGACCCAAUACGAUGCGCCCAAAUCAGGUUACUACAAACAUCUGUUUGACAAAUACCUAGAGACCGCUCAUAAGUCAGGGUCAGUCCGAGGUAGACGUCAGGCUCCUGGCAGCAGGUGUACCAGGAAGGAGUACCGCAUGUUAAGUGAUGAUGAAAGAGACAGAUUUCAUAACGCAAUCAACGCCUUGAAGCAAGACACAACUGUCCAGCCCAACAAGUAUGAUGCCAUAUCUCUUCUCCAUAGUGGACCUUCGAAUUUCAUCGCCCAUGGGGGACCUGGAUUUCUAGGCUGGCACAGAAUAUAUCUACUGAUAUUUGAAACUGCUCUUAGAGAAGUUGAUCCGUCGGUCUGUUUACCUUACUGGGACUCGUCACUGGACAACCAGCUAGCAGACCCAACAUCAUCCUUAAUAUGGACCCCUCAGUUUCUUGGCACUCCACAAGGUUCAGUGACGGAAGGUCCUUUCGCCAACUGGAUGACCCCUGAAAAUGUCCAGCUGAUUCGAAAUGUGGGAUCCGAUGGUGAAUUGUUUACAACAGCAGCGAUUUCCGACAUUUUGUCUAGAACAAGACAUGAGGAGAUCGUCACCGCCGACGCAACAGAGCCUCGUUAUGACCUCGAGUUCCAUCACGCGUCCGUCCACGUGUAUGUGGGUGGAGCCAUGACCAGACUGGACACUGCAGCCUUUGACCCGGUGUUCUUCAUGCAUCACGCCUUCAUUGACUAUGUCUGGGAUUUGUUUAGAACAAACUUAAGAAACAAUAAUGCCAACCCGGAAACGUAUCCAGAGAUAGUGAAUGUUGACCCACGCCAUAUUGCCACAGCUCAAACUGGUUUCGGUGACCUCACACAGGCCGAUGGCUAUUUAGACUCUUUGACAGAAUCUUACCAUUACGAAUCAGUUCCGGUCUGCUCAGCCAGGUCACCUGACUGUGGAUCAAGGUAUCUAGCUUGUCAACUAAGUACAGGCCGCUGUAUCGCCACAUCUCGCAACAGCCCAGUGGUUCCAACUCCUGCGCCGGUUAGCACCCCUAUCCCCCCUGUAAGCAUACCCACACCUUCCCCCAGCAUCCCUCUACCCACCAACUCCACGGAAACAUGUAGGAGGCCCUCCUCUGGCCUGCCCAUCCAGAACGACUACUGCUGUGAUAAGAGUUGUGACACAAGCCAAUGGGCCCUGAUCCCAGUCAAGAUCAUCAGCGUGAGACCCCCCAAGUUUCGUAACUACGGCAGUUACCCGGUCACGUCUGGUCACGUGGACAAGAACCAAGACAUCUAUGCACCAAAGGCCUACGUGAACACAGAUAAGUUUAUCUCAAGUAGGCAGAGCAAUCCCAAAACUUACAGGCGCUGUGAGAACGACACGCCCAGUGGUCAAGUGUUCCUCUAUUCAAGGGGUAUCAACUAUGAUGGUGAUUACAAGGAGUCGUCUAUUGUUGACCAAAGACUAGCCGUUUCCAUCUCCAUGGGUUUCGUUGGUGUCAAAAAGCCAGGACCUGGUGAAGGCGGUGUCAGCAAGGCUCUGAUCAGAGCCCAUGACUCGUGUGGUCGUGUCUGUCACGUGGCCUGUAAAGAUCCAAUCACCAACGAGUUUAAGGAAUGCUCCGGAGCUGUGGCCGUCAGCGACGAGGCGCCACAAAUGUACGGGCUCAACUACGACGAUGCUUUCAUGAGUGUAUUUGACUAUCAGUUCAACAGCGACUGUCCAAAGUUCAAGACCGAGAAUUUUUAUCUGACUUUCUACUGUGACUACCACGAUACAUUUCCUUACGCCCAGCCAACACAGAGCCCACCCCCACCUCCACCACCCCCAACUCCUGAACCUGUCAUCGACCAUAGCACAAGUUGCCCCAUCAGUCCAGAUUGCACUAUUGAUGUACCAUGUGAGGGCCAUUACCGACACUGUACACGGUACAACGAGAGACACGUCUGCCAAGGAUCAUGCAGUUCUUUCGCAGCCUGCACCUACGGCCAUUACUUCGUUAGGAGAUGCCCAAUAGGACAGUUCUUCGAUGACGUCACGCGAAGAUGUACAUACGGCUACUGUCAGCCUGGUUCUCCAAGAGUUGUGCGCCCUGCGAGAUAUUACUAUUUUGGUAGAUAAAAAGUUCCUUGCAAUCCAAGACGCUAAUAGAUUGAUUUUUAAAAAAAUACACAAUGAGACUGUAAAAUAUAAAUCCACCAAGACUGCUUCUAAUUAUGAAUACUUGUGAUUUACAUAUACAAUUGCGCCGUUCAAAGUGAACAGGUUUUCAAAUUGUAUAAAAUAUGUUGUGCUCAACGUAUAUGUGGUUUCGUAAUUUUGUAUAAUACAAAUUCUUUUUGCGUUGAUAUUUGAAUUCCUUUUAAUAGGGAUGUUUGGAUUGAACUCAAGUAUUUCUUCCUUGAGUGUCACCACCAUGUCAGUGUCAAUGAUAUUUCUCUGAUCUUUAAAGUAAUGCAUAACACUUGUUGGAUCGAGACAAGGCGUUAUAAAAGACCUCAACACUGACAUGCAAUGUCGUAACCUGUGGGCAGUUUAGACUUUUCGACAAAUAGCUCGUGGCCACGUCAUAAUUCAGUACAACAUGGCAACGAGCUAUUGGUCUCCAUUGCCCACAUGUCGCGACGUCCCAGGUCAGUGUUGAUUUCUUCUAUUACGAAUAGUCUCGAUAAAACACGUGUCGUGCGCUACUUCAGACAUUCUAGAAUGACUGGU